CCAUUCAUUCUCAGGCAGGCACUCAGGACAAACACACGCUCGCACCGCUUCCCUGGACAACUUUUUGAAACGAAAUUAAGCGCGGUGAUGAUGACAGAAGAAAGUAGGGGCAAACGGAGGAAACAAGCCAACCCCAGGAGAAAUCGAGUGGAUGCUGAGCAAGUGACCUCACUGGGAUCUGAGGGGGAGGAUGAGGUGGGCCUGUGGAGCCUGGAGCCCCAGGACUUCCAGGAGAGCCUGGACAAGACGAGCCUGACGCCCAGUGAGGGGACGGAGGAGCCUGGAAGUCCUGCUCGCUCCACGCGGCCGCACAGUCUCAGCCCCGGCAGCAGGAACUACUGGGUGCAGGUGGAGCCUGAGGCCGAGGCUGCUGAGGACGCCAUCACUGCAUCCACCACUGACAGGGAAGGAGACCAGGAACCACUGAGGAUGUACUGUAAGAACUCAGACUCCCAGAAUGCCUUGGAGGACUUUGCUCACUAUGAAUUUCUGGCUCAUUUGAAGAAGGCCUCUACCUCCGCUGGUCUCUUGGACCAUCUGAGCCAUAAUGGCACAGCAGUUGUGUACCACCAGGGCAGCAGGCACGACGACCUGCCGCCUGCUAUCUGGUCACCCGGCGCUCAGCACCACUCACCUGAGGGAUCAGAUGCAGGGAGGACCCAGCAGGUCUGUCCGUUCUGCCACAGGAUGUAUCAGCGAGGAGCUUCUUUGAGGGACCACAUCAAGUACUGUCAGGAGAGGGAGGGGGGCCACAUGGUCUGUCCGUUCUGUGGAUACACUGCCCCCCUUAGGGCACAGAUGGAGCAGCACCUGGCACUUCAUAGUCAAAUGCAGGACAAGAGUUCCAUCACGCUGGAUCAAGGCAUGGAGACCAGGAAGUUCAAAUGUCUGCAGUGUGGGAAAGCAUUCAAGUACAAACACCACCUCAAAGAGCAUCUCCGCAUCCACAGCGGUGAGAAGCCUUAUGAGUGCUCCAACUGCAAGAAACGUUUCUCUCAUUCUGGCUCCUACAGUUCCCACUUAAGCAGCAAAAAGUGCCUUAGUGGUGGAGGCAAUGGAGGGGCAAAUAUAGGCGGAGCAGGCGGGGCAUUUAAUGGACAUAGCCAAAGCCCCUACCACCACUCAUUUCUACCGUCUCCCUCUGCAGGUGGGGGCAGAAACAGUAAUGACAAAGGUUCUCCUCUGGCUUCACAGAACCAAGACAAUUCUAGGUCUCUGGGUCGAGUACCAGAAGAUCCUCACCAGCUUUUAUUGCAUGACCCCAACCAGAACCCCAUAGCCUUCCCCAGAGCUUCAGAUCUGGCUCGGCUUUGGGACCCCUCGGGAGAGCUGUCUCUGAGAGCCAGUUUCUUAAAAGGGACCACCCUGCUGCCUUAUCCUUAUGCUGGGACCAAGUUUGAGCAGAUGCUGCAGGAGAUGCUUCAUAGGGAGGUGAAGAAAGAUGAGGAGAUGGAAAGAGAAGGAGGUGCUGCAGCAGAGGAAAAGAGGGUGAUUCACAACGGAGGGGGACCCGAGAAAAAGCUGUCACCUGACAGAAGGAGAGAGUCUGUGAGGUCAGGUGAAGGGGAGAGAGGUGUGCUUGGGGUAACAUGUCGCUGGUGCUCCCAGCUUUUCCCUAAUGUGACAGUGCUCCUGCAACAUGAGCACUACCUCUGUAAGAUGAACCCUGAGGCUUUGGACGUGACUGAGGGUCUUCGCAGCAAAGACCGCCCCUCGCCACCUUUAUUCUUCCCCAGAUCUACUCUCCAACCAGAGAACAACAAACCAUGUGAAGUAACCAAUGGCCUCUCUGGAAACGAGUCACCGGUGCAGAAGCCCAGCUGGCACUCUGUACCGCAGCCCCGCCGUGCAUAUUGGUGCAGCCAGGAAAAAGGAAGCCCAAGCCAACCAAUCAACCAUUCCCCAGAUUUGUCAUCACCCAGUCCCAGAAGAAGAGUUCCCUCUUCAGGGUUCGGUUCCCCUGUCUGCCUUGACCUCACAAAUUGUCCACCUGAAAUCGCCUCGCCUCCGAACCAGACCAGCAGCCCCUGGUCUGCACAGAAUGAACCUCUGGACCUCUCCCUGCCCAAGCCCUCAGACCAAGAGGGGAGGAACAAAACUGUCAAUGGCAGCUCAGCCAGAGGUGAGAGAAGAGAACUUGGGACCCAGCAGCCCAAGAGACUCAAGUCCAGCUUAAGCCCAACUUCACAUUUACCCCUUCACCACCACCUUCACUACAGUGCAGCUGGAGCUCCUAUGUUUCCAGGCUCCUUAUACAAUGGUUUUCCAAUCUUCAACCAGGCUGGUUUAGGGCUUUCAGGACAUGAAGGCCUCACACCACUUCCAUUCAGCCAGUCAGCUAAUAGCCCUGGGUUUCUCCCUCCUUUGGCUUACAUGAUGGAGGCAGACGCAGAGGCCACACUGAAAAAGAUCCACCAGGAGAGACAAGCUCUCAUGGGAGAGGCGUUAAGCCGUGGGGCUCUGGACUACCUCUCUCUAAUGGAUGAAGGUCUGGAGGGAGAAGCGGGACCAGGGAGGAAGAGACUGAAGAAGACAGACGAGGGGCUGUACGCUUGUGACAUUUGUGAAAAAACCUUCCAGAAGAGCAGCUCUCUGCUCCGACACAAAUAUGAGCACACAGGCAAGCGUCCCCAUGAGUGCAAGAUCUGCAACAAGGCCUUCAAGCAUAAGCACCAUCUGAUCGAGCACAGCCGGCUGCACUCUGGAGAGAAACCCUACCAAUGUGACAAAUGCGGCAAGCGCUUCUCUCACUCCGGCUCUUACUCCCAGCACAUGAACCACCGUUACGCUUACUGCAGCAAAGACCAGGAUCCAGACCAAGACCACGAGGAGAUGCCUUUCACCCCGGGGGCAGGCAACAUUCUCGGGGGCCGGCUCGUCGACGAGACACCUCUGUCCAUGGAGGAUACUCAAACUCCACGCUCUUUCCUCAGCGAUUCCAGUCUGGAUGGAGCUCCAGAGGUCCUCAAAGAGGAAGAGGAGGAAAAAGAGCCAGGAGUUAGUGAUGGUCAUGUGGAAGAGGCAAAUGAGAGUUUGUCUGGGGAGCGGCUGGGAGGAAGCCCCGUCCAAGAAUCACCGACAAGGGAGGAUGGAGAGCAACAUGACAGAAACAGUUGUGAUGUGGGAAACCAUAUUGACAGUGCAGAGAGCCACACGUGGGACCGAGACACAGAGGACCAGAGUGGAGACUUGGACAAAUAUGAACUAAACCUGGAUUUAACAGAUUUACCCAGAAUAAAAACUUAGAGAGACUUUAACAAGCCAGUACAAUGCAUAUAUUGUAUAUAUUAAGACUUUUGAUAUUUUUUUUCUUUCAUAAAUAUAAUAGCUCGACUGUUUGUUUGUUUUUUUCUCACUUAUUUUACAUGGCAUGAAAAAUGCACAGAACUGCCAAAGCAUAGAUGGCCUUAAAGUGGAUCAAGCCAUACAAACAAAAUAUAUGUGAUAAUACAAAUUAUAGUAUUUUAUCAUGCAAAGCAUACUUGAUGUACCUACAGUGCUUUUGUUGUUUUGUUUUAUAAUUUUGCAUUUAUUUUUUUUUGUCAGGACAGCCAAAAUAUUCAGGUUGACUUGACAUCUGAAGUCAUGUCACAUAUCCAGAUGUGGCACUGCAGAAAUCUUACUCUUUAUACGCUUGCUGCUGCUAACUGUUGCACAACCCAUAAAGCAGAGGCUUAUGUAUUUUUAUUUUCUUCAUUUGAAACAUUUUGACUGUUGACAUGUAGAUGCACGCCAGUGAGCGGGUUAAGAAAACAGGCUGUGAAAGAAUUGUUUGUGUGACUGAUGGAGGACGGAAGGCCAUCUACUCAUUCUUUAACAUGCCAUCAAGGCCAAAGGUCAAAGGUUUCAGAUGUAGCCGUAUCAACAGAAUCACCUGACGCCUGGUUAGUGUAUUUAUUCUUCUUCAUAAAUGCAAAGGAACGUUCACUUUUUAAUAUCCUGUGGUGUAUUUUGCUACAAGUCUUUACCUCUGUUUUAAGAAUUAGCAAUAAGUGUAAAAUGUUUUCAGUUAAACACACAUGCAGCUAUUACUUUGUCCCAAAGCCAGUGAGUGCUUACAGUGGAAGUUAUCGUUGCCAGAACUUUUGGCAUUCAUGCUGUGAAAUCACAAGGUAAGACCAACUUAUCUCUUCAGGUUAACUACGGUGCUCAGUGGCUUUCAUUAAUCAGCAAUCUAUUUAGUGUUCAGAGUGAGCAGUAAAAAGAAAGAACUGGAAGGCAGUUGUUUAUUUAUUUUAUUGAACAAAAAGCAGUGGACUGCACCUAUUUAAUUGUAUGCCUUGGUAGGGGACAGUCAUUUCUGCAUUUCCGUAUGUGAGGCUAAAAGGGGAAAAAAGAUGAAGUCAGUCUUUGGGGUUUUUCCUAUGAGGGAGCAAAAAAAAAAAACUUGCACUGUCUCACUGUUUGUGUAAUAAUCACAUGGAGCUGCUUUAUUUCAUUUAAUGCUAAAA
Molecule: messenger RNA, 4451 nt
Organism: Toxotes jaculatrix (banded archerfish)
Lineage: Eukaryota; Metazoa; Chordata; Actinopteri; Toxotidae
Product: zinc finger E-box-binding homeobox 2-like
Exons: 8
Coding region: 88-3246 (1052 amino acids)
Biological process (GO): anatomical structure development; regulation of transcription by RNA polymerase II
Molecular function (GO): RNA polymerase II cis-regulatory region sequence-specific DNA binding; DNA-binding transcription factor activity, RNA polymerase II-specific
Source: RefSeq, a predicted model, not a curated record